Molecule: messenger RNA, 135 nt
Organism: Haemonchus placei
Lineage: Eukaryota; Metazoa; Nematoda; Chromadorea; Rhabditida; Trichostrongylidae
Source: the annotation of a GenBank genome assembly
AUGCGCGAGGAUCGCGCACGAAAGCGCAGAAACAGUGACUGCGACCCAGCGUCGAUGUCUCUAUCUGUCGUAGCACCUCCAACGUACACACUGUCACAGGUGAUUUGCUUCAGCUCUUUUUUAUUUUUAUCGUGA